Molecule: messenger RNA, 1584 nt
Organism: Suillus bovinus
Lineage: Eukaryota; Fungi; Basidiomycota; Agaricomycetes; Boletales; Suillaceae
Exons: 6
Coding region: 1-1584 (527 amino acids)
Biological process (GO): endoplasmic reticulum to Golgi vesicle-mediated transport; Golgi localization; retrograde vesicle-mediated transport, Golgi to endoplasmic reticulum
Cellular component (GO): COPI vesicle coat; cytosol
Source: RefSeq, a predicted model, not a curated record
AUGCAGGUUGUUCUAGCAGCAUCAAUAUGCACCAAAGGCGGUAAAGCGGUGCUCUCGCGCCAAUUUCACCCAAUGACGCGCACCCAUAUCGAAUCCCUACUUGCAUCCUUCCCAAAGCUCAUCCCAACAAACUCUCAACACACUUCCGUAGAAACCGCUCAAGUCCGCUACGUCUACCAGCCUUUGGAAGACCUUUACAUCCUUCUCAUCACCAAUAAAGCUUCUAAUAUCCUUCAGGACAUCGAUACCCUCCACCUCUUUGCGCGCGUUGUGUCUGAUAUCUGCCGCACUGCAGAUGAGCGUGAAAUUCAGAAACAGAGCUUUGAGCUGCUUGGUGCUUUUGAUGAGAUCGUGAGCAUGGGUUACCGAGAACAGGUUAAUCUUAUGCAGGUAAGGAGCGUACUGGAGAUGGAGAGUCACGAGGAGAAGAUACAAGAUAUCAUCGCAAGGAACAAAGAAGCAGAAGCAAAAGAAGAGCUCAAGCGUCGUGCGCGCCAACUCGAGCUCCAGCGCCGGGAGCAACAAAAACGUGCUGCGGUAUCCGGCAGUGGGGGUAGUUCAUAUCUCGGUGGAGGCAUGUCUGGAUACUCUUCUGUUCCUCAGCGCUUCGACGCUCCAGAGGUGCCGGCUGCGCGCACUGCAUCACCUGCACCUGCGUCCAGCGCUCGCACCCUUCCGUUUAAGAGCAGUGGCAUGAAACUUGGCAGCAAAAAGACCAGGCAAGCUGAGCUCCUAGAUGCUCUCGGCGGCGAGUUAGUCUCCGAAGAGCUCUCGGCGCCAUCGACGCCUCCUAUCCCCGAUCCAUCCCCAGCGCCAACUAACACAAGAGGCAGCCUACCCUCUAUCACAGCUGAAAGCGUACAUAUCGUAAUCAAGGAAAAAAUCGAUGUAUCCCUUAUGCGUGAAGGCGGUGUACAAUCAAUGGAGGUUAAGGGUGAUAUGAAUCUCCAAGUCUCCGACCCCGCUUUAGCGCACAUCAAGCUCGCACUCCCGUCCCCCACCACUGACUUUGGCUCCGACCUCCAAUUCAAGCAGCACCCCAAUGUCGCCAAGUUUGCCCCUGGUCAGAACCGUGUCGUCGCGCUCAAAGAUCCUUCUCGUGCUUUUCCCGUGGGUCAAGCCCUUGGCGUACUCAAGUGGCGCUAUGCAGGACGCGAUGAGUCCUUGGUUCCAUUGUCCAUCAACUGCUGGCCCUCUCCUUCAAAUGACGGCACCUGUGAGGUCAACAUCGAAUACGAGCUCGAGAACGAAAAUGUCACCCUGCAUGACGUCGUCAUCUCCAUUCCCCUUCCCACCGGCUCCUACCCCAGCAUCACCACACAAUGCGACUAUAGCAUCAAUCCCGCUACCCACUCGCUCGACUGGUCCAUCCCACUUGUUUCUACCGCAGCGCCCGGCGGCACGCUCGAGUUCACUGUCGGUGGCGAUGACACAAGCAUGUUCUUCCCCGUGCGCGUGUCAUUCGUGGGUCAGGGGAGUAUCGCUGGCAUUGGGGUAGAUGCUGUCUCGAGAGUAGAUGGUGGUGAGGACCCUGCUUUUUCUGUGGAUUCUGUUGUCACGACGGGUGAUUAUCUUGUUAUUUGA